CUGCUGCUCGGGACAAAACCGCACGCAGCUGCUUUCAUUUUCCAGCGCUGGAGCCUGCGCGGCCAAGAGGAGGAGGAGGAGGAGGAGGAAGAGGAGGAGAGGAGAGGAGCUGGCACCGCUCGCUGCGCGGAUAUUUCAUCUGAUGGACUUCACGUACAAUGCGCGCUGAGUUUCCUCUGAUCAUGGCCACUUAGAUCGCAGUUACGAGCGCUUUUUUUUCGCGUGUGCGUGGAACGCAAACUUGUGAAUCGCCGCCGCUCUGGAUGUGCUUCAUGCCUUUGCGCUCCACAGUGAGGUAGACGUAUCCGGGCGCGUCGGCGUGUGGCCGCUGCCGUGGAUGCGGCUGUGGGGGUCGGUGUCUGAGCCCCGCAGGAGCAGCCUGUCAUAGGGCACCAUGACGUCCCCGCGUGUCCACGCGUGGAUGAGGAUUAUUUGCCCGGAGAUGCUGCUGCUGGUGCCCGUCCUGUGUCUUCUGCCCGCGGCCGGAGCGGCGCCUCCGCUGACUACAGAGCAGCUGGACACGGGGGUGGACUGGCUGAGCAAGUUCGGCUACCUCCCGCCCCCGGACCCAGUCACAGGUCAGCUUCAGACCAAGGAGGCGCUGACCAAGGCCAUCAAAGCCAUGCAGCGGUUCGGAGGUCUGAAGGAGACGGGGGUCUUAGACCAGGCCACCCUGGGCCUAAUGAAAACACCCAGAUGUUCUCUGCCAGAUGUGUCGGAGGCCGAGGGGUCGACGGGCCGCAGCAAACGGAGCCUCAUCCCACAGAACAAAUGGAACAAGAGGCAUCUGUCCUGGAGAGUCAGGACGUUCCCCAAGGAUUCGGCCUUACUGGGCCGGGACACGGUCAGAGCGCUGAUGUACUACGCCCUGAAGGUCUGGAGUGACAUCACGCCCCUCAACUUCCACGAGGUGGCGGGAAGCGACGCGGACAUUCAGAUCGACUUCACCAAGGCCGACCACGACGACGGCUACCCCUUCGACGGGCCGGGCGGCACCGUGGCUCACGCCUUCUUCCCAGGGGAGAGGUUCACGGCCGGGGACACGCACUUCGAUGACGACGAGGCCUGGACCUUCAGGUCUCCAGACUCGCACGGGAUGGACCUGUUCGCCGUGGCGGUGCACGAGUUCGGCCACGCCAUCGGCCUGGUCCACACCUCCGCCAUAGAGUCCAUCAUGAGACCCUACUACCAGGGUCCGGUCGGGGACCCCUUGAAAUACGACCUGCCGUACGAAGACAAGGUCCGCGUGUGGCAGCUCUACGGUGUGCGAGACUCCGUGUCCUACACCCACCGCCCGGCGGACCCGUCCCAGACGGCCGACCCGCCCGUCCUGCUCGACCUCCCCGAGAACAGAUCCACUGUCACGCUGGCGCGAGAUGCCCCAGACAGAUGUACCAGCCACUUUGAUGCAGUGGCCCAGAUACGAGGAGAGGCCUUCUUCUUCAAAGGGAAGUACUUCUGGCGACUGACUCGAGAGAAGCACUUGGUGUCUCUGCGCCCGGCUCAGAUCACUCGCUUCUGGAGGGGUCUUCCGUCCAACCUGGACAGCGUGGACGCCGUGUACGAGAGGCCCGGAGACCACAAGAUCGUGUUUUUCAAAGCGCUCAAGUACUGGGUGUUCAAGGACAACAUCGUGGAGGAGGGCUACCCGCGGCCCAUCAGCGACUUCGGGCUGCCGGCGGAGGGCGUGGACGCCGCCUUCGUGUGGCUGCACAACGACAAGACCUACUUCUUCAAGGGCGGCCGCUACUGGCGCUACGACGACCGCCUGCGGCGCAUGGACCUGGGCUACCCCAAGGACGCCGCGCUGUGGAAGGGGCUGCCGCCGCAGCUGGACGACGCCAUGCGCUGGUCCGACGGCUCGUCCUACUUCUUCAAGGGGAGGGAGUACUGGCGCGUGCCGGGCAGCGACAUGGAGGCGGAGGCCGGAUCCCCGCGCCUGAUCGCCAAGGACUGGCUGCUGUGCACCGAGAUGCAGUCGGACUCGCCGGACGCGGCGCCCAAGAGCACCGAGACCCGGGUCAACGUGCACCGGCGCCCGGACCACGCGGAGAACGGGUACGAGGUGUGCUCCUGCACCUCGGACACCGCGUCCCCCGUGGGCGCGCGGCCCUCGCCCUCCCCCGCCUGGCUGCUGCCGCCGCUGUGGACGCUGGCGCUGGCCCUCCGCUCUGAGCCGCUAUGAGGGUCCUGGGCCGUCCGGUGGGGGACCAGCGGACGCUCAAUCAUGACAACUGGAGGACUUGGCUCUUUCACACCCUUUGGAACAGUUUUGCUCUAAGUUUGCGGCUGUUUAUUUUACCAGCGUGCGGUGGGCGAGGCCUCAACCCACUCGCCUCCUCAUUUGUAUUCAACACAGAUGGGUAGAAGGCAUCCUGGUUUACAGGCAGGCCCACGUGCUGUUGACUGUGGUUUACUACAGGGUCAGUUCACCAAGACAUGCUCGAAAUUACCAAAUAUCACUUUUCAGACGUCCUCUAUUCUAUCUGACCAUGCAGAAGUUUUAGCAUCAGCAGUAUCAGCAUCCGCCUCCAGCUCAGACACAAUGGACCCAGUUGGAAUCUGGUUUGUGCUGUUCAACACACACAAAGGCAGUCGUGUGUGUGUGUCCACUGUAUGGGAUGUCUCCAAACUCAAUAUAUAUUGUGGACCUGACCUUUUAAUAAACCACAGAAUACAGACCCACAUAUCCACCGUUAGCGUAGCAUCCUAACUCGAUUUAAACUGUAAGCAUGCUUAUAAUAAGUAUGCUCGUCUGGGCUCAGGCAGCAGGAAAAGCUGGCGGGCGCUCGACAGACGCGGCCGAUGAGAAGGUGGACGGAUUCUAGCAGCAGCAGCAGCCUGAAUCCCUCCACCCCAACAUUCCCUGCUUUGAGUUAAGGUGUAUAUUUGAUUUCAGAUUCUUAUAUUCUAAUAGCCACGUUUAAGUUUUUUAUUGUUUUCUUUCGCUAAUAUUUCAUUGCUAUUAUCAGGUUAUAAAGAGCUUCUUGUGACAGGUGGACAAUUGUCUUCGCUCUGAACCUCUUCUGAAGACUGAGGCCGCAGCACGGCUCCUGAAUUUAUUCUUGGUGUAAAGAUAUAUUUACCUAGAUACAGUAAACCUGCUAUAUUUGCGUUGGAGGGUUCUGCCGUCGGUGGACUGUGUAUUUUAUGCCGUGUUUUUCUAAUGUAAAAUAUUUUUGUAGUAAAAUAAAAAAGAAAAUCAGUGAUUUUAA
Messenger RNA from Betta splendens (Siamese fighting fish), 3215 nucleotides. Its product is annotated as matrix metalloproteinase-17-like. The transcript is spliced from 10 exons. NCBI's taxonomy places the organism in Eukaryota, Metazoa, Chordata, Actinopteri, Anabantiformes, Osphronemidae. The coding region runs from base 395 to 2185 and encodes 596 amino acids. Gene Ontology annotation, biological process: extracellular matrix organization; proteolysis; collagen catabolic process. Gene Ontology annotation, molecular function: zinc ion binding; metalloendopeptidase activity. The record is from RefSeq and is a predicted model, not a curated record. Gene Ontology annotation, cellular component: extracellular matrix.